Molecule: messenger RNA, 1028 nt
Organism: Phytophthora infestans T30-4
Lineage: Eukaryota; Oomycota; Peronosporomycetes; Peronosporales; Peronosporaceae
Product: nuclease, putative
Exons: 2
Coding region: 213-1028 (271 amino acids)
Biological process (GO): mRNA catabolic process
Cellular component (GO): cytosol; nucleus
Molecular function (GO): nuclease activity; RNA binding
Source: RefSeq, a predicted model, not a curated record
AGCACCUUCGUAAGCUGUGCAUCGGCAAGCAGGUUCGCUUCAAAGUGGAGUACCGGGUCCCUGCCAUCAACCGCGACUUCGGCUCCGUGUGGCUUCCUGCCAAUUCGCGCGGCGUGGAGGAAAACUUGUGCGUCGUCCAGGCGCGUACGGGCUACGCGCGCGUCAAGACGCUAGAGCAGUCGCGUGACGGUGUGUGUGUGGACCACGAGAAGAUGCUGCAGCAGGAGCAGGUGGCUAUCAACGAGAAGAAGGGAAUGUACGCCGACGCAGACGUCGAGUCCAAUGCCACAGUUCAGUGGCACGGUGCCGACUCUGCGGCGCUGCUGCAGGAGCACAAGGGCAAGCUUGUUCCUGCUGUGGUGGAGGCUGUACGGGACGGAGCCUCCCUGCGUGUGAUCCUCAAGCCUUCGUUGCAAUUGGUCAACUUUGGGCUGUCCGGAGUUCAAUGUCCCCGACUCAACCCGCCCGUGAACGCUGCGGAGUCCGAGGAGCCUGUUCCGACUGGACCGGCGCCUCAUGCACGUGAAGCCAAACACUUUUCAGAGGUGCGACUGCUGCAUCGUGACGUGGAGCUGAAGCUCGAGGGUGUCGACAAGUACGGCAACUUGUUCGGCAGUGUGGUGCACCCCUCUGGUCGUAAUAUCAGUGUAGAGAUCCUCAGGAUUGGUCUGGGGCGGAUGGCCGACUGGAGCUCAGCGUUCACCAGCGCGUCAGCUCGCGCGACGAUGCGCAACGCUGAGAAGGAGGCGAAGCAGCAGAAGCUACGAGUGUGGAAGGAGUACGAGGCUCCUGUACUGCAGUCGGACAAGCGCAUGACGGGAACGGUAGUGGAAGUUAUCAGUGGCGACUGUCUAGUCGUGUACGUCCCCGAUGCUGCGACGCCAGCAGAGCAGGAGAAGCGCAUCUACCUGAGUUCGUUGCGUGCUCCUCGUCUGGGCAAUGCGCGUCGUGGCGAGCCCAACGCUCCGUACGCUACGGAAGCCAAAGAUACGAGAAGCCCAGUCCUUCCGCACAGGGAGACGUCAUGA